AUGGAUUUGUCUACUUCAACAUUAUCACACUUUAUGCCAUAUUGGUUAGACGGUCUCCUGGAAGAGUGUGACAAUGAGGCUAAGGACCACAUGGUAUAUCCUAUAAAGUUGCUGCAACGUGAAAGCCGUGCCGCCGUAUGGAAUUUAUGCUCCCACUUCUGUGUUGAUCAAUGUGGUGUUCCGGCGUUGGCUUGCCGACUUCUCGAACGAUACCUGUCGGUAUUACACCGCCACCACAUUUUGCUUCGGAACGGUAGCGAAGAAUGGCACACUUUUAAGAUGAAAUUGACAGAGAAAAUGCCGUUACUGAUUGCUACGUGCAUCCAACUGGCUGCCAAGAUGGGCAGUGUCAAAGCGAAACUGAAUGCUAAUAUAAUACGCGUGGGUUUGCUCUGCAAGGGCGCUAAUUACAGCAUUCGAAAUAUCAACGAUACGGAGUUUGAGGUGUACAGGACACUAGAAUAUCGUAUACCAUUUUGGACAAGCGUUGAUGCCGGAUUGUUCCUUGCUUUCGAAUUGGGAAUGCCGAUCGAUAAGCUCCAUAAAGUUGCUACUAUGGUCGAUUUUGCCGAAUUUCUACGUGACUGUAUUGAAAAGAAAGUGCAGCUGGUCGCUAAUUUGUCGCCUACCUCACGCAAUACAAGCAACAUGCGCACACUGCAUUUAGUGGCGGGUGCAGUGUCAGCAAUUUUUCGUUUCCUCCAUCUGGAUGAGCUAGGAUGCACUGGCCGUCUCGCAAAGCUUACGCGCGCUCCAUUUUCAUACAUAAAGUGCAUCUCUGAUAUAAUUUGCGCCGAAAUUGUCACUGAUAACAAACCGCCUAUCAAAAGGACACACAAGAGAAAAUAUCCGCAAUGA
Messenger RNA from Parnassius apollo (apollo), 858 nucleotides. The record is from the annotation of a GenBank genome assembly. NCBI's taxonomy places the organism in Eukaryota, Metazoa, Arthropoda, Insecta, Lepidoptera, Papilionidae.